This is a messenger RNA of Hyaena hyaena (striped hyena), 2215 nucleotides long. RefSeq names its product phosphorylated adaptor for RNA export (gene PHAX). Gene Ontology annotation, biological process: snRNA export from nucleus. The record is from RefSeq and is a predicted model, not a curated record. Gene Ontology annotation, cellular component: nucleus. The transcript is spliced from 5 exons. NCBI's taxonomy places the organism in Eukaryota, Metazoa, Chordata, Mammalia, Carnivora, Hyaenidae. Bases 35 to 1219 code for a protein of 394 amino acids.
GCUCUCCUGACCCGCCGCACCACGCCGCGGGAAGAUGGCGCAGGACGCCGGCGACAUGGAAGAUGGGCAGCUCUCCGACUCGGACUCCGACAUGACGGUCGCACCCAGCGACAGGCCGCUGCAGGUGCCGAAAACGCUAGGUGCGGACAGCAUAGCGAGGCCCUUCCAGGGUACGGCAGCGCCUUGUGCACCGGUAUCACAUUAUCGGACUGUUAAAAGUGUGGAUUCCAGUGAGGAGAGUUUUUCUGAUUCAGAUGAUGACAGCUCCCUUUGGAAACGUAAGCGACAGAAAUGUUUUAAUCCUCCUCCCAAGCCAGAGCCUUUUCAGUUUGGCCAGAGCAGCCAGAAAGCACCUGUUCCUGGAGGGAAGAAGGUUAACAACAUAUGGGGUGCUGUGCUACAAGAACAGAAUCAAGAUGCCGUGGCCACUGAACUUGGUAUCUUGGGAAUGGAGGGUACUAUAGACAAAAGCAGACAGUCCGAGACUUACAAUUAUUUGCUUGCUAAGAAACUUAAGAGGGAAUCUCAAGAACAUACGAAAGAAUUAGACAAAGAGCUAGAUGAAUAUAUGCACGGUGGGAAAAAAAUGGAAUCAAAGGAAGAGGAAAACGGGCAAGGUCAUCUCAAACGAAAACGACCUGUCAAAGACAGACUAGGGGACAGACUAGAAAUGAACUACAAAGGCCGCUAUGAGAUCACAGAGGAAGAUUCGCAAGAGAAAGUGGCUGAUGAAAUUUCUUUCAGGUUGCAGGAACCAAAGAAAGAUCUGAUAGCACGAGUAGUGAGGAUAAUUGGGAACAAAAAGGCAAUUGAACUUCUGAUGGAAACAGCUGAAGUUGAACAAAAUGGCGGCCUUUUUAUAAUGAAUGGUAGUCGAAGAAGAACACCAGGUGGAGUCUUCCUGAAUCUCCUGAAAAAUACUCCCAGCAUCAGUGAGGAGCAAAUUAAGGACAUUUUCUACAUUGAAAAUCAAAAGGAGUAUGAAAAUAAAAAGGCUGCUAGGAAGAGGAGAACCCAAGUGUUGGGAAAAAAGAUGAAACAAGCUAUUAAAAAUCUAAAUUUUCAAGAAGAUGAUGAUACAUCGCGAGAAACUUUCGCAAGUGACACAAAUGAGGCGCUGGCCUCUCUUGACGAGCCGCAGGAAAGCCACGGAGAGACCAAGUUGGAUGCAGAGGAAGCCAUCGAGGUUGAUCAUUCUCACGAUUUGGACAUCUUUUAGUACAUUUUGAGGAUUAAGCCUUUCUAGAAUAACCUUGUAAUAAGCCAUUUCUACUGAGAUUGCUUCGUUUUACUUUGCACUGAUAAACCUAAACAUCUGGACAGAAAGAACCGUUUUCUUGUUGGAAAUAAAGUUGAAUUUGUGGGAAGAUGAAUGUCAUUGAUAGAAACAUUUCUCAUGUCGGACAAAAUAUUUAAAAGUAUAUAGCAGAGGAUUUAAUUUCUCAGUCUGUUGCAUGUGUUAGUUAUUACUAGUUGAUAAUUCCUUUUGUCCGGGUCAUUGUAACAUGCUGUUCAAAAAGCUGUUUUCUUUUUCUGACUUUGCAGCGAAAUAACGAUUGGUUUCAAAACAUUCCAUAAAAAGAUCCUAAUAAGGCACAUAAAUUGUUAAACUGUUAGAAAUGCGUUCAAACUUAGUUUUUCUGUGUUCUGAGAAUUUGUAAGCAGUUUUAAGGACAGAGACUGAAAAUAGGUUUCUACUCAUCAGUAUAAACUUAUUUGUCAGGAAGUGAAUUAACAUUAGAAGCUUUUCAAAAAAGAAUUCAUUCUUAACUUUGUUUUUGGCCUCUUUUAAAUUAACGCCAUCUGACACUGAACACUGAACGUGAUCCUACCAUGUAAUACCGUGUACAUUGAAAAAACUCGCAGUGGUUGCCUGCCUGAGACUGCUUUACCUUAUGUUAAGGAAGUUGGGUAUUAAAAAUGUUAAGUCUACCUGAAGUGUCAAAUUACUCAUUUUUAUUGAAGGAAAUAAAGGUAGUGAAGGUGUUCCAAGGGUUGACUUCAGUUUACAAAAUAGGUUAAGCAAAAACAUGUAAGAAGCAAUUCUAAACUAUUCUUUACAGACAGUACUUGAAGUUGGUCUGUAGUUCCUGGAGUACAUACAUAGUCAUUGAAGUUGGCUCUAAGGAGACAAGUAGGAAAAGAAGAAAAUACUUAUUGGUUGCUUUGGUUUUUAUUCGCAAAGAACACAAAAAUAGUUAGAUCUUGGGCAGUC